AUGAAGUUGUCGCGCCUUGCAUCCCUAAUUGGCGUAGUUAGUCUUUGCUCGGCCUCUCCAUUGGGCAUUGAGAAGAGAGAUGACACAUCAAUAUCAGCAAUUCAACUUAGCUCAGACAAGUCAUUUCACUACGAAUUGCUGCGUGACCUAUCUCUGGUGCCAUAUGAAGGUUCCGACGUCAAUGAAGUUCUCAUUGCGGCCCGUGAAAUCAAACCCGGAGACUUCGAAAGCUAUUACACUGCAUUCAAUAAACUUGCCACUCGCGUUCAUCAGCAGGCCAAAGCCAUAAACGUUACCGACCAUCCAAUCUCCGCUCGCAAUACCUUCUUCAAAGCAGCAACCUAUUAUCGUUCUGCUGACUUCUUUUUGCGGGGAAACUGGGCCGACUCCCGAGUUUAUUCUCUUUGGGAUAAACACUUGGAAGCAUUCAAUGCAGCAAUUUCCUUACUUCCUGUCCCAGGGCAGAGGGUAAGUCUGCAUGCCAAGGGCGACGACCUCAACUCAAACUUCACAAUACCAAUUAUAUUUUUCGGCUGUGGCUUGCCUGGCCCGCGACCGACAAUCAUAAUGGGAAAUGGUUUCGAUGGCGCGCAGGAGGAAAUGUAUCAUGUUCUGGGCAAGGCAGCCCUUGACCGAGGAAUCAACGUUAUCACUUACGAGGGGCCCGGCCAGCCCACUGUUCGCCGAGAACAGAAGCUCGGUUUCAUCCCUCAGUGGGAGAAAGUUGUUACUCCUGUGGUCGACUAUGCCAUCACGCGCCCUGAAGUCCAAGCCGAUGCUAUUGGUCUCAUGGGCCUUUCAUUCGGCGGGUUUCUUGCACCUCGCGCUGCAGCGGUUGAGCACCGUAUCGCUGCUGUCCUUGCUUUGGAUGGCAUUUAUGACUUCGGCGAGUCCAAUCUGAAGCCUUUACCACCAAAGUUGAAGGAACUAUUCAAAUCUGGGCCCGAGAACGCGAAACUUUUCGAUUCCAUCUUGGCAGAGGGUCUAGCAGAACCGUCAACUGACACAUUCACCAAAUGGGCUGUUCAGCAAGGUUUGUGGUCGUUUAACACCGAAUCACCCUUCGAAUGGCUCUCACAGACCCAAAAAUACAAUAUGGAUGGCUUUGCACAGAACAUUACUGCGCCGGUUUUCGUGGGUGAUGCGCAGAACGAUCAAUUUUUCCCUGACCAGGCAAAAGUACUGGCCGACAAGAUUGGUAGCAAGCUUGCUACUUAUCACGAGUUCAGCACCGCUGAUGGAGCCGGCGAACAUUGUUCUGUUGGUGCAAGUGUUUUGGCGAAUCAAGUGGUCCUGGAUUGGUUUGAAGACGUUUUGCAGCAUUGA
This is a messenger RNA of Trichophyton benhamiae CBS 112371, 1326 nucleotides long. Its product is annotated as alpha/beta hydrolase, putative. The transcript has 2 exons. Lineage: Eukaryota; Fungi; Ascomycota; Eurotiomycetes; Onygenales; Arthrodermataceae. The coding region runs from base 1 to 1326 and encodes 441 amino acids. The record is from RefSeq and is a predicted model, not a curated record.